GGCGCAUCAUUACCCCUCGAUGCUCUUUUCUUUGUCUCUACACGAUCCCAAUUACAAUCGACAAUGGCCGCCAAACCCACUCUCAUCUUCGCCCCGGGGGCCUGGUACCCUCCCACGGCCUUCAACCCCAUCAUCGAGAAGCUGAACACCCACGGCUACAACAGCCACACAGUCGCUUUCCCCUCCAUCCAGCAGACCCCCGCAGUGGAAGACCUCCAGCCCGACAUUGAGACGGUGCGAUCGCUCGUCGAAGCCGAGGCCAAUGCCGGCAAGGACGUGGUCGUCGUCUCGCACAGCUGGUCCGGCUUGCCGGUGAACAGCGCCCUCGAUGGUCUCAGCAAGGCAGACCGCGAGAAGGAGGGCAAGUCCGGCGGUGUUGUGAAAUUGGUGUUCAUUUCUGCGUUCAUUCCGGAUGUCGGACAGAGCCUUAUCGGGGCUUUUGGAGGAACCCCGCCGGAUUGGUAUAUUCGGGACGAGGAAAACCGCACUGUUACGGCCAGUGACCCGUUUACGCUCUUCUUCCACGAUGUUCCGGAUGGUCAGGAAUGGGCGGGCACUCUGCGACCGCAUGCUUGGGCUACGAAGAAUGCGCCCGCUACGAGCGCUGCGUAUCUUCAGAUCCCGGCCUCUUAUCUGCUCUGUGAAGAUGAUCGCGCGAUUCCGCUCUUUGUGCAGGAAUUGAUGGUGGAGAGUGCGCGGAACAAGGGUGCGCAGAUUGAGACCGAGAAGAUCAAGACUGCGCAUACGCCUUGGUUGGUCGUCCCUGAUGCUGUCGUCGAGUAUUUGAGGAGGCAGGCUGGGGAAAGCUUGUAG
Messenger RNA from Aspergillus steynii IBT 23096, 813 nucleotides. RefSeq names its product alpha/beta hydrolase. NCBI's taxonomy places the organism in Eukaryota, Fungi, Ascomycota, Eurotiomycetes, Eurotiales, Aspergillaceae. The coding region runs from base 64 to 813 and encodes 249 amino acids. The transcript is spliced from 2 exons. The record is from RefSeq and is a predicted model, not a curated record.